GCCGAACUCACAAAAAAAAAAAAAAAACGAAAAAAAAAAAAUCCAUCUUCAUUUCUCUUCUCUUCUUAUCUCUCCGCUGUAGCCUUUCACUCUGCAAAUUGCAGCGUCUUCUUUGUUCUCUCUCGACAAUCGCUCUCUCUCUCUCUCUCUCUCUCUCUCUCUGUUGGUGUGAUUUUUGUUAUUCGGAUCGAAUUGCGGGCACAGUUCGCCAAGCUUGGUGUCUUGAUUCUGGAGCUGCACAGUGGCCUGCCGUUUUGCACUUUGGAUCUGAAACUCACUUAAUUUGAGCUGAUUUUUCAUUUUUCAAAAAAUAAUCUUGGGGAUUGUUAUGAUUAUUAUUAUCACUUUCAGAGUGUAAUCGGUGUAUGAAGUGAAGGUUGUUCUUCUUUUAUUUUUUGAUAAAUUCAUUUGUUGCUGUUGAAUCCGAUGGGUGAAGGUGAGGAAGGUGAUUUCCCUUCCAAGAAUGCAUCAUCCGAUGCGGUUGCUCCUGCACAUGCACCUGCACUGCCGCCCUCCGAUGUUCCCGCCAAGAAGCUUGCCAGGCAGCUCGAUUUCACCACCGGUAUGCCGGCGGGUGCGCCUUUGUCAGAACGCCCUCAGUCGCAGCCGCCGCCACAACCACAGCAGCAGGUGGUUUUGACGCCGGUGCCUCCUCUUCCUUCCAUGAGGGUUGGGAAACCAGAAUCUCCAAAAUCAAGAUCAAGACCCAACUUUGAAAUGAAAGAUGUUACUCCAAAGAAGCAAAAGCAGUGCAAUUGUAAACACUCAAGAUGCUUAAAGCUUUAUUGUGAAUGUUUUGCAUCGGGAAUAUAUUGUGAUGGUUGCAACUGUGUAAAUUGUUAUAACAAUGUCGAAAAUGAAGCUGCUAGACGAGAAGCUGUUGAAGCUACUUUAGAACGCAAUCCAAAUGCAUUCAGGCCAAAAAUUGCAAGCAGCCCGCAUGCAACACGUGAAAGCAGGGAGGAGGCUGGGGAAGUUUUAAUAUUGGGAAAGCACAAUAAGGGGUGCCACUGUAAAAAAUCUGGGUGCCUCAAGAAGUACUGUGAGUGCUUCCAAGCCAACAUUCUUUGUUCUGAAAAUUGUAAAUGCAUGGAUUGCAAAAACUUUGAGGGAAGUGAAGAGAGGCAGGCUUUGUUUCAUGGAGAUCAUAAUAACAACAUGGCGUAUAUUCAGCAAGCGGCAAAUGCUGCCAUAACUGGAGCGAUAGGUUCCUCUGGUUAUUCAUCGCCACCAGUAACAAAAAAAAGAAAAGGUCAGGAACUCCUCUUUGGGCCAACUGUCAAAGAUCCAAUUGUUGGCAGGCUGGGACAACAGGCAAACAAUGUCAGAAGUCCAGCACCUUCCUCAUCCUUGUCUCCUAUCCCAGGUGCUCGUGUUGGACCUGCAACAUUAGGUCCUUCAAAAUUUAUGUAUAGGUCUCUUUUAGCAGACAUCAUACAACCACAGCACCUGAAGGAGCUGUGCUCAGUUCUGGUGCUAGUAUCUGGACAAGCCGCAAAGACGCUUACAGACCAGAAAAUUUUAAUGGAUAAGCAUAGAGAAGAUCAGACAGAAACUUCCCUUGCUGCUUCAACUCAAGAGCGAUUACCAAGCCAAAAGGAAGCUGAUGUUGAGAAAGCCAUGGCUGACGAUUGUUCGAGUGCAAACCAAACAGAUAAAAUCAGCCCUGAUAAUUCCAGUUCAGAUGAUGCUGAUGUCCCAAAAGGGGGGCCAAUGUCUCCUGGAACUUUAGCAUUGAUGUGUGAUGAGCAAGAUACAUUCAUGACUGCUGCAUCCCCUAUUGGGUCAAUGGCCCAUGCUUGCAACAACACAUCUUCGCAAUUGCCUCACGGACAAGGGAUGACAGAGGUCUAUGCAGAGCAAGAAAGGAUUGUAUUGACGAAAUUUAGAGAUUUUCUUAAUAGGGUUAUCACUAUGGGAGAAAUAAACGAAACGAAGUGUUCUUCAUUAGCCAGAAGUGAAUUAGAGACUCAAGAGGACCCAAUCAUCAUCGGCACCGGAAACGCCUGUACUGAGACAGUGCAUAAGCAGGCAGCCACUAGUAAUGGUGUUGCCAAACCUGUUGUUCCACCCACGGCAACAAGUAAGAGCACGAUUACUUCAACAUCUUUGGUCCCUGGUAGUCUUGGUCCUGAAAAUGGGGAAACUAAGCUGAAAGUCGAAAAAAAGAUAUGAAAGGAGUCUAACUUAGAUGAGGAGAGAUACCAUUGGAAGAAAAAUUAGAAGAAUAUUGUGAAGGUAUGCAGGAACUUCUUGUAAUAUAUAAAUACUGCCAUUCUUCAUUUUCUGGCUUGGUGUCAAGCAUGCAGGCCCACCACUAAUCCAACUAGGAUCAAUUUUUUCUUAUCAAUUUUCUUGUUUAACUUCGGUCAUUCAUAUAUAUCUGAAUUAUUUGUUCAGCUUCGACAUAGCUUGUACAUUACAAACUUGUAAUUUCAUAAAAGAAACAGUGUAACGUAAUUCGCCUUUC
Gastrolobium bilobum is the source of this 2470-nucleotide messenger RNA. Its product is annotated as protein tesmin/TSO1-like CXC 5. The transcript has 8 exons. The record is from RefSeq and is a predicted model, not a curated record. Gene Ontology annotation, cellular component: nucleus. The coding region runs from base 427 to 2175 and encodes 582 amino acids. Gene Ontology annotation, biological process: regulation of DNA-templated transcription. Lineage: Eukaryota; Viridiplantae; Streptophyta; Magnoliopsida; Fabales; Fabaceae.